This is a messenger RNA of Oryza sativa Japonica Group (Japanese rice), 2882 nucleotides long. RefSeq lists its product as uncharacterized. The record is from RefSeq and is a predicted model, not a curated record. Lineage: Eukaryota; Viridiplantae; Streptophyta; Magnoliopsida; Poales; Poaceae.
UGAACGCGUGCUAGGGAUUUCUUGGUCAAGCCAUGGUCAAUGGGGAGUCAAUUUCUUUCUGCCCCCUUUCUUUCCAUGUUUUUACCAAAAUGCCCCUCGACCUCACCUGAAACGGCAAAAUGCCAAAAACCCGCUUCGAUCAUCUUGCUCCAAAGCUUACCCCUUUCGGGCUUUCUCCUCAUCGCUUCUCUUCUCAUCUCCACCCGUGAAGAGCGAAUUGCUCAAGCCCUAGGAGGCGACGAGGGGGAGUACGGCGAGGGGGGGAGGUCGCGGGGAUCGUCGUCGGCGGGAGGAGGCGCGGCGGGGCUGCCGGUUGCUGCUGCGCGCCCCCCUUUGCUUCGUUCGCGCAUGGGAGAAGAGGAGGCAAUGGUUUGCACUACCCAAGAUACUCAGAGAAGGAGGCUUGAAAAGGAAAAGCAUGGCAAAACUGUCGAUAAGGAAACACAGAAGGUGAGCUGUAAUUACUGUGGGAAGGUGGUUAGGACAUACAACCGUCUGGAGCACCACUUAGCGGGCAUCAGGGGCAAUGUUUAUCCUUGCAGCUUAGUACCUGACAGUGUCAGGCAAAGCAUAAAGAGUUCACUAGAGGCUCGCAAGAAAGAUUGGAUAGCCCGAAAAAUAGGAAAACAUAAAUCUUCUGAGCUUCCUCCAGUAAGAAAUCUAUCCCUCACAUCUGCUCAUGCCUGCCGACCUCUUUUGCAGCCAAUUACAUCCGGUACGGAUCAAGAAGGCUCUGUUAGUUGGCACCGCUGCUUUGUUCACUUCACAAAUAAUUUGGUGCAGCCCGGGGAAACUACACAAGUAAAUGCCCAUGAUGUUUCUUGCAAUGCAAGUUCAUCUCAGAAGGGAGGCCAGACUAUAGAAGUAACUAGGCCUCCAUAUCAAAAUCCGUGUAUGAUGAAUAAGCCACCGGAAAUAUCUUCAGGGCAGAGAAUUGAUCCAUUGAGUUUCUCUAUGGAGAAUUCUUCAUCACAGAUGCAAGAUUCGGAAUCCUCAAAGGAGCCAACUAAUGAUUACUUGAAUUCUCAGGCAAGAAAGUCAAUAGGCAAGCUCAUCUUUGAAGCUGGACUUGAGCCUGGUAUUCUCCACUUGCCAUCUUUCAAGGACAUGGUUGAUGUGCUUGCCUGGGCCCAGGUGGCAAUCCCUACUUAUGAAUCGAUUAUGGAGGAGCAACUAAGAGAAAUUCAAUGCCAUGCAAGGGAUCUCAAGAAACACUGGGAAAUGAAUGGCUGCAGUGUAAUUUUGGAUACCUGGGAGAGUCGAUGUGGUAAAAGCUUCAUUAGUGUUUUGGUGCAUUGCAGUAAAGGCAUGUUGUUCAUCAAAUCAAUGGAUGUCUCUGAUAUCAUUGAUGACGUGGAUGAGCUAGCAGUAAUGCUUUUCCGUGUGGUGGAAGAGGUUGGUGUCCUCAACAUUGUUCAGGUUAUCACAAAUGAUGAGUCACCUUAUAUGCAAGCAGCAGAGCAUGCCGUGCUAAAGAGAUAUGGCUACUCGUUCUUCUUCACACUAUGUGCUGACCAUUGCAUCAACCUUCUGCUUGAGAACAUAGCAGCACUUGAUCAUGUCAAUGAGGUCCUAAUCAAGGCAAGAGAAAUUACCAGGUUCAUUUAUAGCCAUGCAGUGCCAAUGGAACUGAAAGGGAAGUAUAUUCAGGGCGGCGAGAUUCUGAGCAGUUCUAAUUUAAAAUUUGUGGCAAUGUUCAUCACAUUAGGGAAGUUAGUAUCUGAGAGAAUAAAUUUGGUGGAGAUGUUUAGCUCGCCUGAAUGGGCUUCCUCUGAUUUGGCUUCUAGAAGUUCAUUCAGGCAUGUCUAUGAAGUAGUAAAAACUGAUAAUGCAUUUUGGAGUGCUGCUGCUGAUAUUUUGAAGCUUACGGAUCCACUUAUCACUGUGUUGUACAAACUGGAAGCUGAUAAUUGCCCAAUAGGUAUCUUGUAUGAUGCUAUGGAUUGCGCAAAAGAAGACAUAAAGUGCAAUCUUCGAGACAAACAUGGUGAUUAUUGGCCUAUGGUUGAUGAGAUAUGGGAUCAUUACUUGCAUACCCCAGUCCAUGCUGCCGGUUAUAUUCUGAAUCCAAGGAUCUUUUACACAGAAAGAUUCAGUUAUGAUACUGAAAUCAAAAGUGGGACCAAUGCCUGUGUAACCCGUCUGGCCAAAAACCAUUAUGAUCCUAAGAAAGUGGCCAUACAAAUGGAUAGGUAUCGACGCAAAUCAGCUCCUUUUGAUUCAGACUCAGCAAUUCAGCAAACAAUGGAAAUACCACAAGUUCGUUGGUGGUCGGCACAUGGGACUGACACCCCUGAGCUGCAAACGUUUGCGAUCAGGAUCUUGAGCCAAACAUGCUUCGGUGCUUCCAUAUACAACAUUGACCGGAGCAUAUCCGAGCAGCUGCAUGUUGUGAAGAGGACAUAUCCUGAGCAAGAGAGGUUCAGAACGAUGGAGUAUCUACACUACAAUCUUCGCCUCGCCCAUUGUGAGCCAUGCGUACGCGGUGCUUCUGGGGCUCAACAGCAUAGUAGGCUCACUAGUCAACUGGGUGACUGGAUCUCAUCAGGGCAGACCACCUCCUAUUACAAGUGAGAAAGUGCUAUGGUCUGGAGCAGUGCUUUCAGCUCUUUUUUGGGUCUUUCUGGCAUUAUGCUUAUCCUCCAGACUCUGACAAAGCAUUUCUUAGUGCUCGUACUAUGCUGUUUCUUUGUUGGAUUACCUGGUUUAGUUUCAGUCAAAUCACCUCUGUAGUUUAACCAUGUUACAAAAUGGAAAACGACAGGUGAACAUAGUGUUUUGGUGGCAUUACCUGUGUUGAAUUACCCUCCUUGUUUACUCUCAUUUAUGAUAUCGACAUAUGGCAUUAUAUCUAAUACAUGCUUUCUCUGUUAAUACAAAUA